AUGAGAAGUAGUCUCAUUGGAUGUUUUGAUAUUCGUAUCAUACAACUGCUUUGUGCAGUAACAUGGUGUUUACUAUCUGCAGGGUUGAUAUUUGGAUUUGCUGCUCUAAAGCCAGUUCUUAUCGCUCAGCAUGUGUACGAAGACUUGUGUUACAUCAACGUUGCAGAGGACCCUGUCGUUGAACUUCCAUGUACAAAACAAGAUUUGAGAUUGAAUAAAAUGUUUGCUGUUGGUGCUGUAGUUACCAACAUUGCUGCCUUGCCUGUAGGUUGGGUUUUGGAUAAUUACGGUCCAAGAAUAUGUGGUAUUGUGGGAGCUCUCUUCCUAUUUUCAGGUUCUUUCAUCUAUAUUUCGGCAAAACAUAUCUCUUUCCUGGAUCCAUAUUUAACAGGCUACAUUUCUCUCGCAAUUGGUGGACCGUUUGUGUUCAUAUCCUCAUUCCAAUUGGCUAAUACCUUUCCCAAAUACUCUGGUUCUAUUCUUGCUGUUAUUACUGGUGCUUUCGAUUCUUCGUCCGCUUUGUUCUUAUUCUACCGAAUCUACUAUGAGAAGGUAGAUCCUGAUUUCAACUUGAAAAAAUUCUUUACACUAUAUUUGGUAGUUCCAGUAUUUAUUGUACUGUGCCAACUGUUUAUCAUGCCAUUCGAGUCAUAUAAAACUCUAGGUGCUGUUCACAAAUUGGAAGUUGAAGGACUUGAUGAAGAUGGUAAUCUUCCAGAGGGCCAAGAUGCGUCCAUGGUGAUACCUGAUGCAGAUGAAUGUUCAUCCUUGUUAUCCGGAACAGGUCCACAGAUUCAGCCAGUUCUUUCUCAUGGAUCGAGAAGGAAGUCUGUGUUGGAGAACUACGUCGAAGCCAGACUAGAAAAAAGAACCAGAGGGAUUUUCGGUGUCUUGCAUGAGAAAUCCGCUUUAGAGCAGAUCAAAUCCUAUUGGUUUAUUUUAAUGCUCCUUUUCACGAUUGUCACCAUGUUGAGAAUAAAUUAUUUCGUUGCAACUGUCAGAUCACAAGAAGAGUAUUUACUCCGUGAUUCUAAACUCGCUGCAUUAAUGAACUCGAUAUUUGACGUAGCUCUACCAUUACUUGGUAUAUUAUCCAUUCCUAUAAUCGGGAUAAUUCUAGAUAAUCUAGAGACAUACUCUGUCCUUUUGCUUGUGUGUGGACUUUCUGUAUUUAUUGGCAUUAUGGGGUUAAUACCAUCAUUUUAUCCGAAUUUGCUAGGCAUAUUACUGCUAGUUGCAUUCAGGCCCUUCUAUUAUACCGUUGUUUCAGACUACUGUUCUAAAAUAUUUGGAUUUGAAACCUUCGGAGUUGUCUAUGGCUCAAUGAUUUGUGUGUCAGGGUGUCUGAAUUUCUUCCAAACCUAUUUGGACAAACUGACACAUACUACCUUCGAUAUGAAUCCUACCCCAGUGAACGUUGGUUUAUUGGCCACGACAGUUGUAAUUUCGGUGGCACUUUUGGGUUACAUUAGAACACAGUCAAAAAGGAGAGCUACACUGAUAGAUGAUGCCCUCAAGUCACCUGUUGCUACCUACAAUUCUACAUAG
Kluyveromyces lactis is the source of this 1548-nucleotide messenger RNA. It is a transcript of the gene FMP42, whose product is annotated as Fmp42p. Gene Ontology annotation, cellular component: fungal-type vacuole membrane. The record is from RefSeq and is a predicted model, not a curated record. The coding region runs from base 1 to 1548 and encodes 515 amino acids. The transcript has a single exon. Lineage: Eukaryota; Fungi; Ascomycota; Saccharomycetes; Saccharomycetales; Saccharomycetaceae.